Messenger RNA from Yamadazyma jaroonii, 654 nucleotides. The record is from the annotation of a GenBank genome assembly. NCBI's taxonomy places the organism in Eukaryota, Fungi, Ascomycota, Pichiomycetes, Serinales, Debaryomycetaceae.
AUGGACUUUCUUAAUAAUUCAUUAUUUUCAAGACUAUCACCCAGUCCCAGUCCAACUCCUGAGACUAAGAAGACAGUUAAAGGGACACCUUCCGUCAUAAGCGAAUAUGUCUAUAAUGAUAUUCAAUUGGUAAAGCAACAAAUAAAAACCUUUAAUGGGAAAACUGGAAUAUUUCAAAGCAAUUCCUUUUAUUAUAAAAUCUUCAAACUUAUUGAAAAUAAUCAAUCAUCAGAAUUGAACAACCUUAAAUGUAAGUACAAACACAAUUUCACCAAUGAUUAUUACAAGAACUUACUACAAUUAUAUAAGAGAUUCUUGGAAGAGUUAGAUGACUUCUUUAUGAUCUUACAAAACAAUUAUCACAAUGGUUUGGUCAAAGAUAGAAGCCGCAAAAAUAGUAUGGGAAGUCGAAACAGUGAUAAUAAAGAUGAAGAAGCCCCAGAAGAAUUAAUUGAUCCUUUAACAUAUGAACUUUUCAAAGAUCCCGUUAUAACCCCAAGUGGGAUUACUUAUGAAAAAGCCAUUAUAUUAGAACAUUUGAAUAAGAAUGGACAAUUUGAUCCAUUAACGAGAAAUAGUUUGCACCCAAAUGACUUGUAUCCCAAUUUAGCCAUAAAAAACUCCGUUAAUACUUUCAUCAACGACCUGGUUUAA